Nakaseomyces glabratus is the source of this 1011-nucleotide messenger RNA. RefSeq names its product fructose-1,6-bisphosphatase. Gene Ontology annotation, cellular component: cytosol; cytoplasm. Gene Ontology annotation, molecular function: fructose 1,6-bisphosphate 1-phosphatase activity. Gene Ontology annotation, biological process: sucrose biosynthetic process; fructose 1,6-bisphosphate metabolic process; fructose metabolic process. The record is from RefSeq and is a predicted model, not a curated record. Lineage: Eukaryota; Fungi; Ascomycota; Saccharomycetes; Saccharomycetales; Saccharomycetaceae.
AUGGGUUCUCAUGAAGGCAUCGACACUGACGUUAUCUCUCUACCAAGAUUUAUUAUAGAAUACCAGAAACGUGUACAUAAUGCCACUGGUGAAUUUACUCUGGUUCUGAAUGCUCUACAGUUUGCAUUCAAGUUUAUUGCCCAUGCAAUCAGACGUGCUGAAUUGAUCCACCUGGGCGGUCUUUUUGGUACAUCCAAUGCCACUGGUGAUGAACAGAAGAAACUGGAUGUCAUUGGUGAUGAGAUCUUUAUCAACACAAUGGAGUCCAGUAAUUGUGUCAAGAUCUUGGUCUCUGAAGAGCAAGAAGACAUGAUUGUCUUUGAACACAACACUGGCAAUUAUGCUGUCUGCUGUGACCCUAUCGAUGGUUCUUCCAACUUGGACGCCGGUGUCUCUGUCGGUACCAUUGUGUCUCUUUUCAAGCUACAGCCAGGCUCUACUGGUAAGGUCGAGGAUGUUCUAAGACCUGGUACCGAAAUGGUUGCUGCCUGCUACGCCAUGUACGGUGCAUCCACUCACUUGGUCUUGACCAUGGGUGACGGUGUCAAUGGCUUCACCUUGGACACUAACUUAGGUGAAUUCAUCUUAACAGAACCAGAUAUGAGAGUUCCAAUGUAUAGACAAAUAUACUCCAUCAACGAAGGUAACACUUACUACUGGAAUGACAACAUCAAGUCUUUUAUCAACUUUUUGAAAGAACCACAAGAUGACGGAAAGCCAUUCAGCGCCCGUUAUGUCGGUUCUAUGGUCUCCGAUAUGCACAGAACAUUCUUAUACGGUGGUAUUUACGCCUACCCAGAGGACAAGAAGAAUCCAAAGGGUAAAUUAAGACUACUAUAUGAAGCUUUCCCAAUGGCUUUCUUGAUGGAACAAGCGGGAGGUAAGGCCGUUACCGAUAGAGGUGAACGUAUCUUAGAUUUGACUCCUACACAUAUCCACGACAAAUCUUCCAUCUGGGUUGGUUCUCCAGGUGAAAUCGACAAGUUUUUGAAGCACAUCGGUAAGGCUUAA